AGUAAAACUGUUGACUAGAAAGACAUGCGCUCCCACUUCUCUCCCUCGUUUCUCCUAUGUCCUCCCGCUAAUCUCGCACUUUUCGUCGUCGUUGCCUCCCUCUCUCUUCUCCCCUUCUCGAACGCUGCCUUGUAUCCAUCUCUUAAGUGACCGAACCCGCAAUGAAAGCCAGAAACGGCGGAAUCGCGGCUUCUUACAGUCUGCCAUGAUGUCUCGCCUCCCUCUACUGUUGUUGCUCCCCCUCCUCCUUCAUUUCCUACCUCUGCUCUCCCAUUCUGCUUCCUUUUACAAUUUUUCAUUGUUAAUUGACUGUGGUGGGAAGGAUAACUUCACUAGCCAGUUCAACCAGUCAUGGACAGCCGAUGAGUUCUACACGGGAGGGAGCACUGCAGUUGUCUCAAAUACAGGGAAUUUCAUUAGACCGCAAGAAACCACCCUCCGGUUUUUCCCAAUUUCCUAUGGAAAGAAGAACUGCUACAAUGUUGAUGUCCCAAAUGGCCGUUACUUCAUUAGGACGUUCACGGUGUACGAUAAUUAUGAUAAUAAGAUGCAGACGCCAAAUUUCGAUGUUUCUGUGGAGGGUACUCUUGUUUUUAGCUGGAGAUCACCUUGGGGAGAAAGUUUUAGCAGAAACGGAGCGUAUGCAGAUCUUUUCGCGUUUAUAAAUGAUGGGCAGGCAACAAUUUGCUUCUACAGUAUUGCCACUGAUGCCCCGGUGAUAGCAUCUUUGGAAAUCAUACAGGUCGAUCCACUUUCAUACGUCUCUUCAUCAACUGGAACGAAUCUCAUCUUGGUAAAUUAUGGUCGUUUUAGUUGUGGAUCUCAGUCUUUUGGACCAGGAUUUACUAAUGACACAGAUUACUUUGGUAGAAAUUGGCAAACUGAUGCGCGCCUUUUUCAAGGGAAUCGAGUUGUCGGGCCACUUUCAACUGCAGCCCCCAUUCAUGGUGCUGACCAGGCACCUGACUAUUUUCCAGAGCAUUUGUAUCAGACUGCAUUAACUACAGUUGGCGUGAAUGAAAACAUUGAAUUUAUACUGACAGUGGAUGCUCGAACAGAUUACAUGAUAUGGUUUCAUUUUGCUGAGAUUGACCCUCGUAUAACUAAAUCUGGUGAAAGAGUCUUUGACAUAUAUAUCAAUGGGAAAAACGUUAAUAGAGUAGAUAUAUUUGAGCAAGUGGGUAACUACACGGCUUUUACAUGGAAUUACAUACUACGGAAGCUGAACAGCACACUGUUGAGAGUGGACCUGGUCCCAGUCGUUGGCGCUCCUUUGAUAUGUGGUCUCGAGAACUAUGCUAUGCUUCCACUUGACUAUGUCACAGUUCCUAGCCAAGUAUUGGCAAUGAGAGCAUUGAAGGAGUCACUGCAAAUUCCUGACAGAAUGGGCUGGAAUGGUGAUCCGUGCGCUCCGUCCACUUGGGAUGCUUGGGAAGGAGUAACUUGUCAUAAUGACGAGAAUGGCCUUGUCAUCACUCACUUGGAUCUUGGAAGUCAAGGGCUGAAAGGAUAUGUCAGUGACCAGAUAAACCUUCUGACAAAUUUAUUGAGCCUAAAUUUAAGUUCAAAUGGCUUGACUGGUAAUAUACCUUCAGGGCUAGGAGGUGGAUCUCUUGUACAACUGGACUUGUCUCAUAAUAUGUUUUCCGGAGCUAUCCCUGAUAGCUUAGGUUCUUCAAAUCUCCAAGUUGUGUUAUUGGAUGAUAAUGAAUUGGAGGGACAAGUACCUGAUAAGCUUUACUCUGUUGGUCUGCACGGUGGAAUGAUUGAUCUUUCUAGUAACAAGGGGCUUUGUGGUGUCCCCACUUUACCAGAUUGCCCAUUUUCAUGGAGCAGAGGUAGCCUAUCUAGUGGUGCAAAAAUUGCAAUAAUCUUAGCAAGCAUCACCUUUGUACUUCUCCUCGGUCUACUAAUUUAUGUAGUCUUCAUCAGAAAAGGGAGAAAUGACUAUGACUUUGGGCUUCCUCAGGAUUUAGUUUCACUAGCAGCAAAGAGGAAUAGGUAUCAUCGGCAGAAGUCAUUGAUGCUUCUAGAACUGGAGACACAAAAUGCCAACGGAUUUUCAUCAAACUUGAAUCCGCUUGGCCUUUCAACCCAGAAGCAAAGCACCAAAUGACCAUGUGCUGCAAUGUCUGUCUCUGCUUCAUUCAGCCAUCGUGGAGGGUCAUACGAAGUGUGCUCUCAAAGAUGGACUCGUGAACUGCAUGAAAUCCACUUUCUGCUCUUCUUCCGCCUCCUUAUUAAUUAAGUUUGGAUCAAAGGAUCUGGUAAAUGCGUCCAUUGGACCAUGCAAUAAGGAUAUGUGCUAACUGGGUAGCAUAAUAUGAAACUAGUGUCUGUAUAAAAAGAGAAAGAUGUAAAUUUCCCAAAUUUUGGUUAUAAUAUGCCUCUGGAAAGGCAUCACGGGUGCGUCUCCAGUGUACUAUCAUAUGGCUUCAGUAGUUUACUGCGUGUUGACACUGUGCAUUGGUUUCUGAAAUAGUUGUUUGUCUCACGCAGAAAUUUGGUCAAUUGAAGUGAUUGAAUAAUUACACGACAUUAUUGUAAAAGUUUGUAAACUAUCAGAGAAUGGCAUAGUUAAAAAGAGAUAAUUGUUUUCUUG
This is a messenger RNA of Nymphaea colorata (pocket water lily), 2602 nucleotides long. RefSeq names its product receptor-like protein 4. NCBI's taxonomy places the organism in Eukaryota, Viridiplantae, Streptophyta, Magnoliopsida, Nymphaeales, Nymphaeaceae. Gene Ontology annotation, molecular function: protein binding. The transcript has 9 exons. The coding region runs from base 206 to 2116 and encodes 636 amino acids. The record is from RefSeq and is a predicted model, not a curated record.